GUCAGCUUAGGUGUGCUUGUGAGCAGGGAAUGAUGGAGAGUAACAUCCACCUGAGUGGUCUGCUCAGUCGGCAUGAUGAUGAAGCCACAAGAACAUCCACCUCAGAAGGGCUGGAGGAAGGUGAGGUGGAGGGAGAAACUCUCCUAAUUGUUGAAUCAGAGGAUCAGGCGUCAGUGGACUUAUCUCACGACCAGAGUGGGGACUCGCUUAACAGCGAUGAAGGAGAUGUAUCAUGGAUGGAGGAGCAGCUGUCUUACUUCUGUGACAAGUGCCAGAAGUGGAUCCCAGCCAGUCAGCUGAGGGAACAGCUCAGUUACCUUAAGGGCGAUAACUUUUUCAGGUUUACUUGUUCCGAUUGCUCAGCAGAUGGCAAGGAGCAGUACGAGCGGCUGAAGCUGACGUGGCAGCAAGUGGUCAUGUUGGCAAUGUACAACUUGUCUCUGGAAGGAAGUGGACGUCAAGGUUAUUUCCGGUGGAAAGAAGAUAUCUGUGCUUUUAUCGAGAAACAUUGGACUUUUUUAUUAGGAAACAGGAAGAAGACUUCAACCUGGUGGAGCACGGUAGCAGGUUGCCUCAGUGUGGGAAGUCCUGUGUACUUCCGUUCAGGCGCUCAGGAAUUUGGAGAGCCUGGAUGGUGGAAACUUGUUCAUAACAGGCCCCCAACAAUGAGACCGGAGGGAGAGAAGCUGUCUGCCUCCACUUUGAAAGUGAAAGCCUCAAAACCAACGCUGGAUCCCAUCAUCACUGUGGAGGGACUCAGGAAACGGGCAAGCCGGAACCCUGUGGAAUCUGCCAUGGAAUUGAAAGAGAAGCGUUCCCGAACACAGGAAGCAAAAGACAUCAGAAGAGCACAGAAGGAAGCGGCUGGCCUCCUUGACAGGAGCACCUCUUCUACCCCUGUCAAGUUCAUAAGCCGAGCCCGGAGGCCAGAUAUGGUUCUGGAGAAAGGGGAAGUAAUUGACUUUUCAUCCCUUAGCUCCUCAGACCGAACCCCGCUCACAAGCCCAUCUCCUUCCCCCUCUCUGGAUUUCUCUGCCCCGGGCACACCAGCCUCGCAUUCAGCCACGCCUAGCUUGCUUUCUGAAGCAGACCUCAUCCCAGAUGUGAUGCCACCCCAAGCCUUGUUUCAUGAUGAUGAUGAGCUGGAAGGAGACGGAGUUAUAGACCCAGGGAUGGAGUACAUCCCACCCCCAGCUGGGUCAGCAGCUUCUGGGCUGGUUGGGAGCAGGAAGAAGGUCAGAGCUCCCGAACAGAUAAAACAGGAGGAGGACAGUGAUGAGGAGAAGCCAGACAGGAUGGAUGGAGAUAGCGAAGACACAGAUUCAAACACUUCUUUGCACACUAGGGCUAGAGAAAAGAGGAAGCCACCCCUGGAGAAGGAUGUGAAGCCCAAGGGGCCCAGGUAUGCUCCUGUGAGCAUCUAUGAGGAGAAGCUGCUGCUUAAGAGGCUGGAAGCGUGCCCCAGUGCUGUGGCCAUGACUCCGGAAGCCCGGAGGCUAAAGCGGAAACUGAUCAUCAGGCAAGCUAAGAGGGAUAGGGGUUUACCACUUUUUGACUUGGAUGAGGUUGUGAACGCUGCACUUCUGUUAGUCGAUGGGAUUUAUGGAGCCAAAGACGGAGGAGCUUCCCGGCUUCCGGCUGGACAAGCUACAUACCGGACCACCUGCCAGGACUUCAGGAUCCUUGACCGGUACCAGACUGCCUUGCCAACCAGGAAAGGAUUCCGGCACCAGACCACCAGGUUUUUGUAUCGUUUGGUGGGAUCAGAAGAUCUGGCUGUGGACCAAAGUAUCGUCAGCCCUUAUACUUCUCGGAUCUUAAAGCCUUAUAUCAGGCGUGAUUAUGAGACAAAGCCACCCAAACUACAGCUCCUGUCACAGAUUCGUUCCCACCUGCACAGGAGUGACCCUCACUGGACACCUGAGCCUGAUGCACCUCUUGAUUACUGCUAUGUCCGACCAAAUCACAUCCCAACGAUCAACUCCAUGUGUCAGGAGUUUUUCUGGCCUGGCAUUGACCUGUCUGAGUGUCUGCAGUAUCCAGACUUCAGUGUUGUAGUCCUUUAUAAAAAAGUCAUUGUUGCCUUUGGCUUCAUGGUUCCGGACGUGAAGUACAACGAAGCUUACAUUUCAUUUCUCCUUGUCCAUCCUGAAUGGAGAAGAGCGGGGAUUGCCACAUUCAUGAUCUAUCAUCUGAUCCAGACGUGCAUGGGCAAGGAUGUGACUCUUCACGUCUCAGCAAGCAACCCUGCCAUGCUGCUGUAUCAGAAGUUUGGCUUCAAGACUGAGGAGUAUGUUCUGGAUUUUUAUGAUAAGUACUACCCACUGGAGAGUACAGAGUGUAAACAUGCCUUCUUCCUGAGGCUCCGACGCUGAGGGGAACCUGUUCUUCCCAGAGAACAGUGGGUGCUGUCAGAGAACAGGCCCUCGGGGCUGUGCAGGCAGUUAUCCGAAGUGGGCCCAGCUGGGUGAGUGAAGCCAUGUGCAGCGGUACGAGUGGGCAGCUCUUCCAUCCAGAGACCCUCCAGCCCUUCCUGGAGUGGCUGGCCAGCAGCACCCUGGACCCCACUGUUAACCAAACCAAGGGACUCUGCCAUCCACUUCCCACACAGUAAUGAGUGAGCACAAGAGAGCUGCUAAACCAAUGCAUUUGAGAAAGGGUCUGUUUGUCCUGUGUUGCAGCUCAAGAAAUGUGAAAGGUGUUAAAAGUUCGCAGAGCCCACAUGGCCUUCUGCUGUCCUGGGAUAAGAGAUUAUAAGGUGUCAGGAAUGAUUCUGACCCUGUUCCUAGCCUUCAGUGUGCUGUCAUUGAAUCCCAGAGAACUCAUGGGGAACUGAAGUCCUGUUGUCUCUUGCUGACUUAGGUCUCAGUCAGGAAGAAUAAAUUCAAUGUCUGUCUCCAUGCUGCUUUACCUGAUCUACCUGUUAUCAUCUCCUUAUUGGGACACUGACCUGGUAUAAGGAAUUCACUCAUGGCGUGUCUUGGGAAAAUAGCUUGAGAGGAACAGCCAAGCUUGAUGCAUUAGAUGCCUUCUCUGGUCCUUCUCAUGCCCAAAACAGUUGCACCACAGGAGUGGAGGUGUGGAGUGGUGCAGGCAGAAGUGGAUGCCCUGUCAACAGGAUGAAGCUGCUUCCUAUGUUGCAAAUGCUGGAGAUGACUGCAGGUGUCUUUGGACCCUGUAAGUGCAUUUCCAACAGCAUCAGAUAUUCUCAAAUAAAAACCUACCAUGUAACAACUCACA
Cricetulus griseus (Chinese hamster) is the source of this 3240-nucleotide messenger RNA. The record is from RefSeq and is a predicted model, not a curated record. NCBI's taxonomy places the organism in Eukaryota, Metazoa, Chordata, Mammalia, Rodentia, Cricetidae.